AUGUCCAACGAUCCAACCAGCAAAAGCGUCCUGGUGACCGGAGCAAAUGGCUACAUUGGAGGAGCAGUAGCACGCUCGUUCGCACGUAAAGGCUGGAAUACAUACGGUCUUGUUCGUUCAGACCGACACACGCUAGCUCUUGCACGAGACGAAGUCAUGCCUGUAGUUGGGAACUUUUGCGAUCAAACCUUUCCAUUCCUCCACAAGCUCGCUUCUCAGGGCGUGACAUUCGAAGCGGUCGUCUCAACUACAGAGCAGCUUGACAACUACGUCGCUCAUUACGAGGAUACCGUAAAGCUUUUGCGGAAGGCAGCUGAGUUGUCAGUCUCAGCUGGAAAGGAGAAACCUCUGGUCAUAUUUACGAGCGGUUGUAAGGAUUAUGGCUGGAUGGAGGGUGUUAAUGCUGAGACUCCCAACUUGCAACCUCACACGGAGACAUCACCACUCAAUCCGCCACCCGUUCUAGCCAAUCGCACGAAUUAUGCUCUCAGAAUCUUCGACUGUUUUGAGAGUUUCGAUGCGGCGGUUGUUCGCCCGACUAAUGUGUACGGCUUAGGCUCGAGUUAUUACUCCGUUUUCUUCAAGAAGGCCGUCGAGGCCAAGGAGAAAGGUGUCCUCGAGUUCGAUGAGGAUCCAAAAACUAUUCUCCAUGCGAUGCAUGUCGACGAUUGCGGCGAUGCAUAUGUCGCUCUGGUAGAGCUGGGCUUGAAAGAACGAUCCAAGUUUCGGGGAGAAUGUUUCAAUAUUUCUUCGUACCGCUAUGAGACACUUGAAGAGACUGCCGAUGGUCUGGUCAGAGAGUACGGGAUCGAAGGUGGUGCGAUCUUCAAACCAGAUGUCUGGCCAGAGGGCGAUCGUCCGGAUGUCAACUUUGCUCGUGUGAUAUUUGGGUUUGGUCAGUGGGUUGGGAGUGAGAAGUUGAGGAAUCUCACGGGUUGGAAAGAGAGCAGACCGUUGUUUUCGAGGGCAUUGGAGAGGUAUAGACUGGCAUAUGAAGCGGCGCUGGUAGCUGGCGGGGCAGGCGAUGAGAGUGUGAGAUUGUUGAAGACGCGAUUUUCUGAUUAG
Messenger RNA from Glarea lozoyensis ATCC 20868, 1065 nucleotides. Its product is annotated as NAD(P)-binding Rossmann-fold containing protein. The record is from RefSeq and is a predicted model, not a curated record. Lineage: Eukaryota; Fungi; Ascomycota; Leotiomycetes; Helotiales; Helotiaceae. The transcript has a single exon. Bases 1 to 1065 code for a protein of 354 amino acids.